AUGUCUUUUUAUUUAUAAACUAUUUCCUCAGAAAAAAAGAAAUUGUCUAGAUUUCAGAAAUCAAUCCAUCAUCAAUUGCUGAAAGCCAAAAAUUCUAUAAUUUAUUUAAGUAAAUCUAUAUUAAUUAUUCUUUAUUUCUGGAUACAAAAUUUGCUUUGUAGAAAACUAAAAAGAAGUAGUUCUUGGAGAAUUUUUAGGAAUUGUUUAAUAUAGUGAGGAUCAAUUAGAAAAUAAGAUUUAGAUUAAUUAUUUCUUUUUAUUCGAUAUCAAAAUUUUUAGGAAUUCAUUUAAUUGUUUCUAAAAGAUUAAUUAAAAUAACAGAUAAUUAUUGGAACAAUUGGCAAGAUAAUUAAUAAAUUGA
This is a messenger RNA of Paramecium primaurelia, 361 nucleotides long. NCBI's taxonomy places the organism in Eukaryota, Ciliophora, Oligohymenophorea, Peniculida, Parameciidae. The record is from the annotation of a GenBank genome assembly.